This is a messenger RNA of Tarenaya hassleriana, 1762 nucleotides long. Its product is annotated as serine carboxypeptidase-like 48. Gene Ontology annotation, cellular component: vacuole. Gene Ontology annotation, molecular function: serine-type carboxypeptidase activity. The record is from RefSeq and is a predicted model, not a curated record. The coding region runs from base 52 to 1584 and encodes 510 amino acids. The transcript is spliced from 9 exons. Gene Ontology annotation, biological process: proteolysis. NCBI's taxonomy places the organism in Eukaryota, Viridiplantae, Streptophyta, Magnoliopsida, Brassicales, Cleomaceae.
CAUUCCUCAACACAUUCGUAAAAAAAAAUAUCUCAAAUCCCACAACAAAAAAUGACAAAGCACAUGAACUCCACAACGUUCUUUCUCUCAUUCCUCCUCUGCGUUUCCUUCAUCUCUUGUUUUCACCCCGCAACUUCCCGAACGAUCACAAACAACCCCUUCUCUCCCUCUGCGAAUUCACCCAAGCUUAUGGCGGAGAAGCUUAUCAAAUCCUUCAAUUUGAUGCCUGAGCGUGAUGUUAACAUCGUCCCGGAAGACGUAGCCCAAUCUCUGAGGCUCGUGGAGAGAGAAAUCGAUUUUCCGGCGACUUUUGCUGGAGAAUCCGCCGCCGAUGUCCCGACGGUGAAGGAGUACGGUCACCAUGCUGGCUACUACAAACUCCCACACUCAAAGGCCGCAAGGAUGUUCUAUUUGUUCUUCGAGUCCCGGAGCAACAAAACAGAUCCUGUGGUGAUUUGGCUAACCGGCGGGCCCGGUUGCAGCAGCCAACUCGCUCUGUUCUACGAGAACGGACCGUUCAAUAUCUCGAAAAACUUGUCUCUUUCUUGGAACGACUUUGGUUGGGACAAGGCCUCCAAUCUGAUCUACGUGGACCAACCGGUCGGGACCGGUUUUAGCUUCACCUCGGAUGACAGUGAUCUCCGACACGACGAGGAUGGUGUGAGCAAUGACUUGUACGAUUUUUUACAGGCUUUCUUUAAAGAGCAUCCGCAAUUCGCGAAAAACGACUUCUACAUAACCGGAGAAUCUUACGCCGGGCAUUAUAUACCGGCAUUGGCAUCUAGGGUUCACCAUGGAAACAAGAACAAAGAAGGAAUUCAUAUCAAUCUCAAGGGUUUUGCGAUCGGUAACGGCUUAACCAAUCCCGAGGUGCAAUACGGUGCGUACCCCGAUUACGCUCUUGAUAUGAAGUUGAUUACAGAAUCCGAUCACGAAUCCAUCAAGAAACUAUACCCUGAUUGUCAACGAGCUACUAAAGAAUGUAAUACCGAUGGUGGCGAUGCUUGUGCCAAUGCUUACUAUGUCUGCAACGAAAUCUUCGACAAUAUCUUAGGAAUCGCGGGAAGUGUAAAUUAUUACGAUGUGAGGAAACAAUGCCAAGGAAACUUGUGCUACGAUUUCUCGAGCAUGGAGACGUUCUUGAACCAGAAAUCGGUAAGGAGCACCUUGGGAGUGGGAGAUAUCGAGUUCGUGUCGUGCAGUUCGACGGUUUAUGAUGCAAUGCGGAAUGAUUGGAUGCGAAAUCUCGAGGUCGUGAUCCCGGAACUUCUCGAAGACGGCAUCGAGCUCCUCGUUUACGCCGGAGAAUAUGAUCUUAUCUGCAAUUGGCUCGGAAACUCGAAAUGGGCUCACCAGAUGGAAUGGUCCGGGCAGAAAGGUUUUGGUUCGGCUAAGAUGAUUCCGUUUCUGGUAGACGGUACAGAGGCCGGUUUAAUGAAGAACCAUGGUCCACUCACUUUCCUCAAGGUUCACGACGCAGGACACAUGGUUCCGAUGGAUCAACCAAAGGCUUCAUUGCAAAUGCUGCAGAAUUGGAUGCAAGGAAAACUCGGUACGACCCAAGGCCGAACCGCUCCACAGUAACUAAAUACCGUACCGAACUGGAGAUUUUUAUAUCUUAAUAUAUGUUAAAAUAAUAAUUUUCGUUUCGAAUAUAAGUAAUUUAUUUUAAUUUUGUUUAAUUUAAUGUUCAAGUCGCUGUGAUUAUGUAAAGAAAAAAUUACUUCUCAAAACUCAAAAGUUUGGUUAGUUUUUUUUUACA